This is a messenger RNA of Rana temporaria (common frog), 1278 nucleotides long. It is a transcript of the gene CHORDC1, whose product is annotated as cysteine and histidine rich domain containing 1. The coding region runs from base 160 to 1170 and encodes 336 amino acids. The transcript is spliced from 11 exons. Lineage: Eukaryota; Metazoa; Chordata; Amphibia; Anura; Ranidae. The record is from RefSeq and is a predicted model, not a curated record.
CGCCAGGCUGCGGCUCUCAGGAGCUUACGCAUGCGCGGAAGGUUCGGGAAAGUUCCCGAGUAGUAGUCGGCGGUUUCCGGAAGGAAACGAAGCUGCUUCUUCUCCUCGCCGGGUAUUCCUCCUCAGCAGUCAGCACAGCGUGUGGCCGUGUCAACAAUCAUGUCUUUACUGUGCUACAACCGGGGCUGCGGGCAGCGCUACGACUCCGAGACCAACACCGAGGACUCCUGUACCUACCACCCCGGUGUGCCGGUGUUUCAUGAUGCUCUGAAGGGCUGGUCGUGCUGUAAGAGGAGAACCACAGACUUCUCCGAUUUCCUCAGUAUUGUGGGCUGUACUAAGGGGCUCCACAAUAAUGAGAAACCCCCAGAACCUGUAAAACCAGAGGUGAAGACAUCCGAGAAGAAAGACUUGACAGACCUGAAGCCAAAGUUCAAUGAACACAUCAUACAAGCACCAAAGCCCAUAGAAUCCAUUAAGAGGCCCAGCUCAGACGAGCCUUUGACGCGGUUGGAGCUGAGGGUAUCGGCGUCUUUGAAGCAAGCACUGGAUAAACUGAAACUUUGCUCCAACGACAGUAAUACCGAAGCAGAUGAGGACACAGGAGAGAUCAAAAUUGGAACUUCCUGUAAAAAUGGUGGCUGCACAAAGACAUUUAUUGGACCACAGAGUAAUGAAGAAGUAUGUCAGUAUCACGCUGGAGUGCCUAUCUUCCAUGAAGGGAUGAAAUAUUGGACCUGCUGCAAGAGGAAAACGUCAGAUUUUAAUACCUUUUUAUCGCUGGAAGGGUGUUCGAGAGGCUCGCAUUUGUGGAUUAAAAAGAAUGAUGGUAAAAAAGUUGUUCCAUGUCGGCACGACUGGCAUCAGACAGGUGGAAGUGUCACCAUCUCAAUCUAUGCAAAGAAUUCUGUUCCUGAGCUCAGCUACGUAGAGGCCAAUAGCACUGUGGUCAACAUUCACAUAGUGUUUGAUGGUGAGAAAGAAUUCCAGCAGCAUCUACAAUUAUGGGGGGUCAUCGAUGUCCAAAAAAGUUAUGUGAAUUUAACAGCGACAAAGGUGGAAGUUUUCAUGAAAAAGGCAGAGCCAAUGAUGUGGGCCCGACUAGAGCUGCCUCAGAAAGUUGCCCCUCCGCCCCAACACGAGGACUCUGGAGACGCCCAUGACCCAUGAUCUGGGACCAGAAUUAGAUGCUGGCUAGUUGUAGGGAUCCAAGGGUGUUGUUUUUUUUUCUGACUGAUAAUUUGUAUUGAUUAAAUGAGGCUUUGUUAUUUAUCAGUA